AUGCCUAAGCGAAAAGUAAUAGAGCUGCACCCUACGGGCUGGGAGAACGACCCGGCAGACGAGUUGCUGAAACUUGGCACACUCGACUAUUGCGUGGGUCAGGUAUACACCAACUACGCUCUAUUCUUCAAGCUCUCGGACGCCGAAAAGCCCAAGGUCAUCCCCGUGCUCACACGCGGGCUCCAAGUCCUGCUGAGUCAAUGCCGCCAGCUGUGCGGUAUAAUCGAGGAGCACCCCGACGGCGGGCUCUGCUUCCACAAGAAGAGGGAUAGCGUCGUCGAGUUCCACGUUCAAUGGCUGGACGGCCCCGAGGGCGAGGGCAAGUACCCAACUCUCGAUGAGCUGGAGAAACGCCAUUUCACGACCCAGUCCCUGGGGGACUUGGAUACGUGGUGUGUUGCGCCGAUGACAUACGGAGAGAGGCCGGCUGCCCGGCCGACGAGUAACCCGAAGGUGGCCGCCUUCAAAGCGACCUUCAUCCGUGGCGGCAUGGUGUUCAUGAUGCACCACCACCACUACUGCAACGAUAUCAUGGGGUGGGCCGGCGAGAUGCACCAGUUGGCCGAGAACUGCGCCGCCGUGUGGAGAUCCCCAGACAGCCCGUCGCUGCCGCCGUGGGAUCCGGCCUGCCUGGACUACACGCGGGUGCGCAGGCCGGACCCCCCAGAAGACCAGCGUGUCGACGGGCCACCUCGGCCAACGAAGCACCCCGGCCACAAGACGGGCCAGUGGCUCCUGCUUCACCUGCCCAAGAGAAAAAUGGCCGAGCUGAAGAAGAUGGCGAGCCCCGAGGACGGGAGCUACUGGAUCUCGAGCCACGACGCAUACUCGGCGUACCUCUGGCGCAUGCUGUCGAAGCAUAGGGCUAAGGUAUUCGACCAGGACCUUACGCAACACCUGCUGUGGGGUGAGGCUGUCAAUAUGCGUACUCGUUUCAAUGGCACACCACUGCCAAAACGCAUCCAGGGGAACGUCGUCAGUGUGGCCAUGAGUGCGACGGCUGGUGUGCCGCAGCUCACGGCGGCCGAAGUCAUCUCGGAGGCGCCCCUGACCAAGCUGGCUUGGUUCAACCGCCAACUAACCAACCUGUCAACGGAAGAAAACCUCCAAACCACGCUGUCCGCCGUGGCCGCCGUCCGCAACAAGACCACGCUGUUCCUCCGCAUGGACAGCUUCCCGCCCCUGAGCAACAUCACGACCGACUGGCGCGACUCGGCGCCGUUCGAGGCCGACUUCGGGUUCGGCAGGCCGUGCGCGCUCCGUCACCCCUUCGACACCGUGACCCCGGGCUACAUCAUCAUCUUCCCCGCGCGGGCCAACGGCGGUCCGGCGGGCGAGGACGAGGGGUUCGAGUUCCUCGUCGGCUUCGAGAAGGAGGCUGUGGACAGCCUGAUCAGCGAUCCUGAGUUUAAUAGGUACUUUGAGUUCCGUGGCAUCGACGCUGAGGAGCCGACGAAUGACACCGGAGUGAUGCAGGUGAUGUGA
Molecule: messenger RNA, 1485 nt
Organism: Anthostomella pinea
Lineage: Eukaryota; Fungi; Ascomycota; Sordariomycetes; Xylariales; Xylariaceae
Source: the annotation of a GenBank genome assembly